UGCACCUCAGUCGACUCGUGUUGCGUUACUAAAUUUAAGAAUUCACUUGAGAAAUAUCUGGGUCUUACGCAACCUUUUCCUGUCCAUCCAUGUUUAUCAGCACACUUUCCUUUUCUGCUGCCUCUGACAGAGACCAGCGUGACUCCAUUGAUGGUUUGAUAAGUUUAACAGCAAUUGUCCGGUUACUAGUACUGUAUCGAUACCCAAUGUAUUCCCCAUAUUGAUACUGGCACUCAGUUUCGACCUGUGCAUGCUACGUGUCCCCUCUCCAACCCCUUAAGUGAGCAAUGUUAUUUGGAAAAUUUGUGGUAGCGCUUUAAUUGCAGUGAAAUGGAAGUUCACAAUGAAACAUUCCUGUACUUAACGUUCGUAAUAAUCCUGUUUCAUGUCCUACAUUUUCACCUCCUAAAUUCCCUCUGCAAUGCACGGCAGCGUGGGUUUUGUAUUAACACAGCCGAUCGAGCCCCUCCUCCCUAUUUGUUUCGUGUCACUGAUCUCUCCUUAUCAUUGCCAGAAAUGUAUGUCAGUGGGGCAAGCUAAGAGUGGAUGCAGCAAACUUGCUAUAGAGGCAUGAUAGCAAGUACCAUGGUGCACAAUGCAGGUCUGUGCUGCAUAAUUUCACGUCGCUUGCUAUACCAGUUCCUCAAACAGUGACCCUCCAACCCUGAGCCACACGUGGACUUAGCUUUUCAGUUUUUUUCUUAAGGUUUGAACUUGGAAACUGCUGCAGAAAGCUCCUUGCAUCCACUGCAACAACAGAACAAGCAUUUCACAGCUAAGCCUCGCACCAACGGUUCUGCUCGUUAUUCGGCAGCAGAAAAGAGCAACCGGACCAGGAUCUGGGCCUGUCAGACCGCUCAGAGUUGUUGAAACGCCAAGCGGCUUAUGUUCGAAGGUGUGAGGGGAAAGAACCGACGCACAAAACGUGGGAACAUGGACCCAAAGACCCCAGGUGGUGUGAUUCUGUAUAUAGGCACUUCAGCUUGCCCAAGUCCGAAUCCAGGGAGCCCUUUAAGCAGCUAUCUUCCACAGUCGCCGCAGUCCUUCCCCUCCUCACCUGAAGAGGUAGUCUUCACUGAAAUUGCAGCAGUGAGACAUCAGAAUGCCAAUCCUCCACCUUCGAAUGAAGUUGCAUUUCAGUUUCCUGAGUCAGGAGUGUGGUACCAAAGCAAGGGCCCACAACCCACAACACUUCAAAAUACUAACAGUGCAGCGAAACUGAAUUCUGCUGGUGGAACAUUUGCAAAGACAGGAGGAAUGGUGUUGCUUUGCAAGGUUUGUGGGGACGUUGCAUCUGGAUUCCAUUACGGAGUUCAUGCCUGUGAAGGAUGUAAGGGAUUCUUCCGACGGAGCAUCCAGCAGAACAUUCACUAUAAGAUGUGUGUGAAGAAUGAGAACUGCUUGAUUGUGAGAAUGAACAGGAAUCGAUGUCAGCAUUGCCGCUUUAAGAAGUGCCUUGCCGUUGGCAUGUCCAGAGAUGCUGUCCGUUUUGGUCGUAUUCCAAAGCGGGAAAAACAGCGACUGAUGGACGAAAUGCAGAAGUACAACAACAGCAUAAAUGAAGCCACUAUGGAUGUCGACUCUGUGCCAGAGAUAGCACCCAGUUCUGACAACCAAUUAAACAAGGCCAUAAAUGCCAUAUCUCGUGCAUACCACAAUAUCUUUGUCUGUGGGCAUGACCGGAUGAACAAGUUUCUUCAAACUAACAGGGAUGCUCUCCGUAAGUCUGAUAACUUCUUCUAUUUGAGAGACCAGGGAAUUGCCAAAUGUUACAACCUUGGGCAGUACAACUCCUCUGCUACUGUAAACCAUUACACUUGCCCAGGACAACAAUCGUCAUACAUCGACAGCCUGACAGAUAGCUUCACUAACAUGAUAUACUGCACUCAGCAAGGUAGCUGUGUUGGGAGCCCUCCUGCAGGCCAUGGAGAUUUUGAAUAUGACUUCUCUGAAUCAAGACAUCAGCAAUCAUGGCCUUGGAGAACAUCAUCCAGAAAAGUACUGGCAUGCCCAUUAAACAGUAACCCACAUGCCGUUACCAAUAAAAGCAGUCAGCAGGUAUGGGAUGACUUCUCUCUAUGCUUUACUCCAGCAGUGAAGGAAGUUGUGGAAUUUGCCAAGAAUAUCCCUGGAUUUCUGUCUCUUUCGCAGCAGGAUCAGGUCAUGAUUCUAAAGGCUGGUACAUUUCAGGUGCUGAUGGUGUGGUUCUCUUCACUUUUUGAUACCAAAAACAAGACUGUAACCUUUCUAAAUGGUGAGACGUACUCCCUGUCCAGUCUUCGAGUAAUGGGCAUGGGAUGCCUGCUGGAGUCCAUGUUUGAAUUCAGUGAAAAGCUUGACGUUCUUGCUCUUGAUGCAGACGAGUUAGCCCUCUUCAUGGCUGUUGUUCUGUUAUCUGCAGAUCGUUCAGGCAUUUCUAAUGUUGAAGCGGUAGAGCAUCUUCAGGAGACAUUGAUCCGAGCGCUGAGAACUGUUAUUAAUAGGAAGCACCCAGAUGACUGCACCCGCUUCCCCAAACUGUUACUCCGACUUCCUGACCUUCGGACCCUCAAUAACCUACACUCUGAAAAGCUCCUUGCCUUUCGUAUCGAUCCCUGAUGUGGGCAGGAAGAGACAGUAUAAGAGCAUGACAAAAUAUCUGUAUUACAGACAAAUUUUGGUGAAAUAUAUAGCAUCAUGGUUUCUCCACCACCUUUAUUACUAACAUAACAGACCUUGUACCAGAUGGCUACAUAACUUUGACUUUGGAAAAAAGUUGACUGCAUUCUCAUGUAUUGACUGUGCAUGUCUCAUAGCGUACUUCAUGAAGGAUUUUCUUGCUAUCAGGUUAACAAAACAGCAUCAGCAUUUGGUCUGAGCACUCAGGGUUCACACCAUCUUGUACAUAGAAUUGUACAUAUGUUUUUCCUGAAAGAGGACUUGACACACACACAUUCAGUUUUGAUAAUGCUUCUAAGAGAUGGCUAGCAAUUUUUCCUCUGUGACAAUACUUUGCAUGCAGCUGAUUCAUGUUACAAUUUUGCUAAUUUAAUUUUAGAUAGGGUAUUCAAACUUGACUUUUGUACCCUCAUAGUUGCACAUGCAUCCCACCCCCCCCCCCGAGUUGUACAGUUUGUUUAGCAUCUGAACAUCACUUAGAUGUGUAUUCAUAUGCUAAUUAGAUUAGUAGUUAUUCCUUUCUAGUUAAUGAACCUAAAAAAGUCUUUAAAUAAUAUCACAAAUUUUUGUCUCACUAAUCAUUCAUUAAGCUUAUUUUUUUUGCAAUGAAAAUCUGCUUAUUAAUUUCAACAUACUUGUUUUAUAAAAUUAAAAAUGCCUUCGGACUAUCUUUUCAUUCAUAUCACAUGGAAUUAACAUAAUUUCCUCGAUUUGACACCUUUUCUAUUUUGAUAUUUGGAUGUGUUGUACCAAAAGAUCUUGCACUGACAUAAAAAGGAGAUUUACUAUCAUGUUACUAAAAAGGCAAAUGCAGCAUGAAGGAGAUGGGUAGAGGAUGUUAAGUAGUAAUGAAGCUAGGGAGUUGUUUAGUAGAUGCAUGUAUAAUUAAUAUAUAUAUGCUAUGUGGGACUGUGUAAUGGGUAUAGUCGUGUGACUACAGAUGUGGGAGGUGGAUUGCUUUAAUGGUAAGGAUCAAAGAGAAUGCAGUGAUUUAUAGCAAGAUGAUGAUGAUGACGACUACCUAAUGCAGGGGAUGGGUAGUACUGGGAAGGAAAGUACAUCUGGGGUACAAGGUAUGCAUCAAUUUUGACAGAAUUGGUAUUAUAGUGGGGGAAGGGUAUGGUGACUGUAAGUGAAGAUAUAGCAGUCAAUAGAGUUCAGGAAGGUGUACGGCUUUAAGAGCAGACAAUAAGGUAAACAUCAGAGAUGGUGGGUAGAGAAACCUAUAAACAAGGGGAAAAAUGGAGACGAGGAGAAGUAGAAGGAAAUUCGUCACAGGACAGCUAUAUAUCCACAAAUACAUUAUUGUAAGAAGUAAUACUCAAAUGCAUGUUUAAAAUGCCCACAGAUUAGUAAAGGGACAUGAGGAAUUAGAUCAUAAUAUGAUGUUAUGUACAAUAAUACCAAAUUCAGGCAUGUAUUCCAGGUAGAAAUGAAUCAUUAAAAUACAUUCUUCUGUUAUUUGGUCAGUUUAAAACUGGAAAGGUAAUGUUCAUAAAUUAAUAGAGCAUUCUUAUUGGAAGAAAAAAAAUAAUUAUGAUAGAUGGACUCUGAGCAUGGAUGAUACACAUCUGAGUUGGUUACAACCGUAAGGACAGAUGAAAAUUUUCAGUAGGUAAAUGUAAGGACGUGGUUGAUCUUUUUGGGGGAUGCCCAUGUAACUGUUAGGAUGUGGCUGAUUUCUUUGGGGAAUGGCACACGUAAAUGUAAGAAUCUGGCUGAUCUCUUUGGAGAUGGCACAAGUAAGUGUAAUGACAUGUCUGAUCUCUCUGGGAGAUGGCACAAAUAAAUGUAAAGAUGUGGAUGAUCUCUUUGGGCAUGGGACAAGUAAAUGUAAGAAUGUGGCUGAUCUCUUUGGAGGAAUGGCACAAGUAAAUGUAAGGAUAUGGCUGACCUCUUUGGUGGAUGACACAAGUAAAUGUAAGGACGUGGCUGAUCUCUCUCAGGGAUGGCCCAAGUAAAUGUAAGGAUAUGGCUGAUUUAUUUUGGGGAUGGCACAAGUAAAUGUAACAACGUGGCUGAUCUCUUCUGAGGAUGGCAUAAGUAAUGUUUACUGCGCCAGUAGUAAGACUUCAUAGGCAGUUGAUUGUCAUUUUGGAGUCUGAGGAAACUGGUUCUAAGGUUUGGAUAAUUCAAAUGUGAGAAAACAGAAAAUUGUAGUUUUAAUAGCAGCAACUGGAAAUAUAUGGCAUAUAUAGAGAAAGAGAACAGAACAGAGCAAAUGGUUAAGUUAUAGUUUCUGCAGACCAUCUUACUAGAAAAGGUGUGUAAAUGUGAUGUCAUGACAUGAAGGAUUGAGAAAAUCUGUUUUCUAAACAUGAGCAGGACAGCCAUUGUAAGUGUUUUUUUCCCCUUUACUUCCAGAUAGACCUAUUAAGUGCUUAAUGAAUUUUUCAAUAUCUUUAAAUGUUACAUUUGCAAUUACUGUAUAGUUACUUCUAGUGACAUAAACUUACCUUUUUAUAAAUUAGGAGUACAUUGUGGGGUGUAUAUUACUUUGUGAGUUCUAAGGGUUUACUAUUCUAUAAAAAGAAAGGGGACACAGCAGGGGAUCUGAACAAAACAAGAGGUAGAUGUUCAUGCAAUACAAAUGUCAAUACCUUGAAGUUUAGGGUGAAUUGGCCACAUGCCGUGCUAAUGGAUCAAUCCAUUGACAUUACAAGCAUGACAAAAUAUAAGCCCCAGGAAACAAGGACCCAUAUGAUGCUUUUGGAAUUUAGGUUACACUGGAGAAUAUUAAUGUAAGUGAAGAGUGGUAAAAGAUGUACCAGAGAGGAAGUGGUGGAUGGUGAAUGAGCAGUGAGACUUAACAGGAAAGGAGAGGGAUCCUUGGAAGAUGCUCACAGUGUACUGUUCAGCAGGGGCAGAGAAAAGGACAACAAUAGACAUGGAAGAUGCGCAAAAGAAAACAAAUACUGCAAAGGUGGUGCCUCUCCAUGUUACAGCAAUAAAUGGGGGGUAUUAUUACCAGACUAUGGUAAGUGAGGGGGGUGAGGACCUCCCACUGGAUGUUUCAGAAACUGUGCUGGUCUUCACCCUCUCUACUGAAGAAGGGAUUAAUGGAGCAUGUAGGCAGCAAAGAUCAUUAUGGAGAGUGGGAGUUGCAGGGUAAUAAAGAAACUGAUCUGAGGUUUGAAGAUAGAUGUUUAUCUGUUGAGCAGAAAAAUAAUCACUCAUACCCACUGAAUGGAGGGGAUAUGGGUGACAUUAUAGUUGUGAUAGCGACACAUACAAGUGUGUAAUGUAAUAGGACUGUAAGAUAUGGGCUAGGAACAGGUACCAGCUUGGCUGAAAUGGGGAGGAGGAAGAAAGGAUGGCUGAUAAGGGUGUAAAUGGAUAGGAAGGUGUAUUAGAUGGAAAUAUUAACUCUGUGAGGGUGAGAAAAAGGCAGCCAGUAAUAUACUGAGAAUAAAGUCUGUAUCUGAGAGACAUUUGUUUUGUGGGGAUUCAUAUGGUCAUCAAGUGUUCCGUUAAUGCAUGUAGGACCACAAAAGGAUUCAGCCAAAGCUUAGUCUAGUUGGUAGGAAAAGGCCUGAGAAAGAUAGGGAUUAUUCACAUCUGCUUUCACAAAGGAACAAGAGGGCUGGUUUGCUAGUGUGGAAGAGAUCACUUGUAAAUGGACAAGAAUGGACUUUUUAGAGUACUAACAGCUGAAGAGGAAGAAAAUGAUCUCAUGUUUGUGAGAACUGACAAGGGACAAAAGUCAAUUUGUUUACAUGAGUGCACGAGUUAUUGCAGAUAUUUGGACAUGGCUGAUGACAAUACUGCAAAGAAGUUUUGGAUUCUAAAUAUUGACAACAGCUGUGGUAUUUCACAGGGGAUACUGGGCUAAUCAGAUUUAUUAAGUUAAUAUUUGUUACCUGGGUAGGUGACCCGGUUUGUGUACCCUUUUCAGCCAUGAUCUGGGCCAUACAAAGACUGUAGAUAUAAAGAAACGGUAAUACAAUUAUUAUGUGAAUACACAUAUAAAACCAAUUGCUUGCCCCUUCACUGACUAAAAAUACAAGAAAAAAAUAUGAUUGUGCCUUGAUAGGAUAUCAUAAGCAUUAAUUCAAUAGAGGUUUUGCCAGGCCAAUCUGCGAUAGUUGUGUGAUUGGACUUUAUCAGUGGUAAUUAAAGCCAAACCGAUGAUCUGUCACUUGUGGAGUUCUGCAACACCUCUGACACCCUGGUUUGCAACAGGCUGAUGAUGAAGGUAAAGAACUUUGUGAUGGGACACAGAUUGGUAUAGCUGAUAGAGAACCUGGUAAAUGAUAAGAAACAAAAGGUAAUGACUAGAGCUGAAGUGUUUGCUGAGAAGCUGACCAUUAGAUGCAGUUCUCUUCAUCAUGUUUGUAUCUAACAGAUUGAUCCUGGUCUGCAGUCCCAUCUCGUUACUGAAAUCCCCUAACAGGUGCUGUGGUAUAGAAUGGGAUAGACAACAACCUUCAGCAAGAUGUGGUAAACCUGGCAGGGUGAACAGCUGUGAGAAAGCUUGGGUGCAAUAUAGCAGGAGACGUGCAUGCACAUUUGAAUGUAACGCAUAGUCUAGGCAGAGUACAUAUACAGAAAAAUAGAUCUGGAAAUGGCCGCCACUUCUAAGCUCAGAUGUGCAAUAUAGAAUAAGCUGGGUGUGAUUGGGCCAGUGCAUUUUUGUGUUACAUAAUAUGAGGGAAGAUGUUAAGGAAUCAGAUUUCAUGCUUACACUGCACAGGACAUUCAUAAUUCUGUACAUUGACUACCAGUUACCCUUCUGAAGGGCAUAAAGAUAAAAAAGACAUCUAGCUUGUGGAACAAGUUCAGAAGAGAGAGACUAAAAAGUGAGGGAAAAAUUAAAGUUUCAUAGUUUAGUACUAGGCUAUCUGCCCUGAGGCAUUUGCAAGCCUAGCC
Protopterus annectens (West African lungfish) is the source of this 7527-nucleotide messenger RNA. Its product is annotated as nuclear receptor subfamily 1 group D member 2-like. Gene Ontology annotation, molecular function: zinc ion binding; nuclear receptor activity; RNA polymerase II cis-regulatory region sequence-specific DNA binding. Lineage: Eukaryota; Metazoa; Chordata; Ceratodontiformes; Protopteridae. The record is from RefSeq and is a predicted model, not a curated record. Bases 886 to 2598 code for a protein of 570 amino acids. The transcript has 8 exons. Gene Ontology annotation, biological process: cell differentiation; positive regulation of transcription by RNA polymerase II; negative regulation of transcription by RNA polymerase II.